This is a messenger RNA of Spirodela intermedia, 2164 nucleotides long. The record is from the annotation of a GenBank genome assembly. NCBI's taxonomy places the organism in Eukaryota, Viridiplantae, Streptophyta, Magnoliopsida, Alismatales, Araceae.
AUGGCGCGCAGGCUGGAGGAGGCUGUGGAGGCGGCGGGGGAGCAGGACUACUGCGCCAGGAUUAUUGCCUCCGAUGCGUCCUCUUCCUACCCAGCUGAGGUGACCCGGGGAGCAAGAAGGCUGGUGGGUGGGGAGAACGAAGGAGAGGCCGGGUGGGGAGGUGGCGGCAGAGAUGAUGGGGAAAAUGAGGCGGAUCUGGAGCUGGGGCUCAGCCUUGGCGCCACCAAGGCCGCCGCCGCCGUCCCCAGCCAUCCCGGCGGCGGCGGUGGUGGCGGGAGUGGGGAAGCUGUUCCGUGGAGAGACUACUGUCGGAUACUCACAGCCAAGGACUUCCCGUCCAUUGUGGUCUCAAGGGGCUCUCCCAUUUCUUCCUCCUCGUCGUCUGCUUCAUCCCCCAACCUUGGUGGAGGAGGAAGAGUCGGCGCCGCUGGCGUCUCUGGGACGAAGAGGGCUGCCGACUCUGCUUCCCCCCCGGGCAAAUACCUCCCCGCCAGGUGAUUUCCCCUGCUUCUUCUUCUUCUUCUUCUUUUGAUCUGCCCUAAUCGUUUCCAUCUCUCAUUGCCGUUGGCCUUCUGAGCAGCCAGGUGGUGGGAUGGCCGCCGGUGAGAGCUUACAGGAUCAACACCCUGAUGAACAACUCCAAGAACAACUCCGACGACGGCGGUAGCAAAGACGACCGCCGCAAGAAGGCCUCCGCUGACGCCGUCGCCGCCGUCGCCGCCGCCCACCAUAGCGCCGUCAAGCAGAACCCCACCGGCAAGGAUCAGGCAAAGAAUGGGCCGCCCCACGGGGGCUCUCGCUUUGUGAAGGUCAAGAUGGACGGGAUGCCCAUCGGCAGGAAAGUGGACCUUAGCUCCCACUGCGACUACAAAACCCUAGCUCUGGCUCUAGAGGACAUGUUCGAGGAGCACUGCUCCCUCAGUAAUCUACCCAGUGCGCGCCCGUCACUGCCGCCCUUCUCUCUUCCCCAUCAGUUUCGACUCAGGAAUGAGACUUCUCUCUUUCUCUCUCUGCUUCUUGAUGGUAGGCGGCAGGAGGACCUUGAAGCUCCUGGACGGCGCUUCCGACUUCGUGCUCACCUACGAGGACAAAGACGGCGACUGGUUGCUCGUCGGGGACGUCCCCUGGGGGUAUACAAAUCUUAUACCCUACUUCAUGGACCAAUCCUAGCGAGGAACUGUGAAAAUCAUAGGAAUCCUCUGAGGUCCUUAGAUUGCUUUCUCGACCGUCUCUCAGUGGGCUCCCUCCGGGAAGCUCCGCCCCCUCAGAAGACUGACGCAUCCUCUGUUCCUUAGGAUGUUCGUGAGCUCCAUUAAGAGGCUCAGGAUCAUGAGGACGUCGGACGCCAGAGGCCUUCGUGAGUCUCCUCUCUUCCCUCCAUUAAUGAACUCCCAGAUCAUGCAAAUAAAUGUCUUCUGGGUUCAGUCUCCAUCGCUGUGUUUCAUGCAUACACGCUUCGUCUCUCUGCUUCCAUGGCAGCAACCUGCAAGCUCGGUGUACGACGCGUCUAGCAUAUCCAGGAACCUGAACGCCGGAGAGUGGAGCGCUGGUGAAAGAACUGACGGGGAGGAGAAAAGAGAGUUCGAUCGACCGAGAUCAGUCGAUCCGUUUUUGCCCCAUUUAGGAAAGUGGGUUGGUGGUUUGGUGGUUUGGUUCUUGCUUUCGUGGCUGUAAAUGUUAUUCUGCGUUGCCGGGCGGCCGGACGACCCACGCCCAUGAAUAUUAUUCUCUCGCCGGCUUCCUAGUCAACCUCCAUAUCCCCCAGACCCGACGAUCUUGCCGGCGUCGCUACAGCUGUUAUGGGUCGACCCGAUGGUGAUAGGGCGGACAUUUUCUUAUUCACCCUGUUCCCCCUGCCGGUGGUCGGAGAUUUCUUCCGGUGAUCUUCUUGCUUCAGAGGGGAACCAGAGGCAACAGAUAUUUCGCUAUUGUUAAUGGCUCCUUUCGUCUACUCUGCUGGGUUUUUAAUGGCUUCUCCUUGGCCUCCUCGAGGAUGCCCGCGUGUCGGCCUGCGCAGCUGGGGCUUCGCCGGAGCGCUCGUCAGAGGCGGGGCAGGUCCCGCGUCAGGUCGCAAUUCCGGCGAUUAAAAACUCCGCUCGCCGGCAAGAUGCUGCUCUGCCGUCUGGCGGCGGCGCCGCCGGUGGCCGGAAACCGGCGUGGGUGA